This is a messenger RNA of Didymosphaeria variabile, 738 nucleotides long. RefSeq lists its product as uncharacterized. Lineage: Eukaryota; Fungi; Ascomycota; Dothideomycetes; Pleosporales; Didymosphaeriaceae. The transcript has 2 exons. The record is from RefSeq and is a predicted model, not a curated record. Bases 1 to 738 code for a protein of 245 amino acids.
AUGGAGCUGUCCAUGACCAAAGGCGUCCUCACCAUUAUACCUGCACCUGAGGGCUACGAUGUCGACUUCGAUAACCCCAAGAGAAACGGGAAUGUCACCUGCUACUGCCUCACAGGUGUGGGCGGUUUCCUGGCUCUCCUGUUUCUAGGUCAGCGGUUGUAUGUCAAGGCCGUGCUGCGCAAACGAUUGACAAUCGACGACUGUGAGUAUCUUAAAUAUCUCUGCUUCCUAUCGAAAAAGCUGCUGAAUCGGAGAACCAGAUAUCCUCAUUGUGGCAUGGGUGAGAUGAUUCCCAACCAUGAGCCCAUGGCGUUGCUCGUCACCGAGAUCGAACAGGUAGACUCUACCUGGGUUGCAGGCCCUAUCAAUUACUGGGUAUCAAUCGAGGCAAACCUCUUGAUCAUAUGCGCCUCCCUUCCGACCGUUCGCCAGUUCAUACGGACCGUUGCACCAGGACUCCUCUCCAGCAUCCAAGACUCCAAUUACUACUCCAAAGGCUCAAGGGGGGAUAUCGUGACCAUUGGCGGUGGUUCUCGCGGCAAUAGAAGCUCAAGGAGGAGGGGGCCGUACGACUCUGACAUCAUGAUGGAGACACUAGUAGAUGCUAGUAGUUCGCCACAUGCGCAUGAGAACGAGGAAGGGAAUUUGCGCAGCAGCGCCGAUGGAGACAGUAAUAGAGCGGUGCCUCACGGGGGUAUAAUGAAGACGCAAACAGCGGAGGUGACGUACAGUAGAUAG